UUGAACAGCCUCGACCUGGUUUCAGAAGUCAGAACAGCCUGGAGAGCCGCCGCUUAAUUCCCUUCUUUGCAACACCGGCUCAUUAAUCCACUGUCCAUUGCGCCGCAGUUUAACGACCUAUCUCCCUUAUGCGUAUCUAACCUAAAUUCAUGGCUUCCACUUCCACUUCCGCCAUUUGCCUCUAUUCUCACCCAAUGAUUUCACAUCGUGCCAGCCCCCGGAAUUUGCGGAGCCAGGUUUUGGGCAGCUCAUGGUGGGGCUAUUGUGCGCUUUUACCCACUAGCGUCUAUGUGAGUAGUAUUAGGCAUUAUAGAUUCAGGACAUCGGUCACAGUGGCUGCUUCCACGGCUGAUGGAGUUCCGAGGCGGCCGGUCAGUGGUCGGAGAGUUUUCAAGCAAUCUCAAGGCCAAGGGCCUUUAAGCCCUGUUCCCGUUAGGGAGAUUGCCUCGUUUGUUGUUCCGGCCAGUUUGUUUUUCGCCGUCACUUUCGUUUUAUGGAGAUUGGUGGAGAAGAUUCUGCUGCCAAAGUCAUCAAGGUCUUCAUCACUAGAAAAGAAAUCCUCCUCACCAGGAGUGAAAUGGUCCUUUGCCCCAGGUACAAAUUUGCUAGCAGGUCUCACUGCAAAGUUUGACAGAGAGUCCAAGCAGAAGCUCAAUGAAUUUGCCAAAGAAAUUAGGUCAUUUGGAAGUGUUGACAUGUCAGGACGAAAUUUUGGAGAUGAAGGACUCUUUUUUCUUGCUGAGAGCUUAGCCUACAAUCAGAAUGCGGAGGAAGUGAGUUUUGCUGCUAAUGGAAUAACUGCAGCUGGAUUGAAAGCCUUUGAUGGUGUUCUUCAAUCAAACAUUGUGUUAAAGACCCUUGAUCUUUCAGGGAACCCUAUUGGGGAUGAAGGAGCUAAGUGCCUAUGUGAUAUAUUGAUUGAUAAUGCUGGUAUUCAAAAGCUUCAACUAAACAGUGCUGACCUGGGGGAUGAGGGGGCAAAGGCUAUUGCAGAGAUGUUGAAGAAAAAUUCAAGCUUGCGUAUCGUUGAGCUUAACAACAAUAUGAUUGAUUAUUCUGGAUUUACAAGUCUUGGUGGAGCGCUUCUUGAGAAUAACACUAUAAGAAAUAUUCAUCUCAAUGGCAACUAUGGUGGUGCUCUGGGGGUUGCCGCUCUGGCGAAAGGGCUUGAAGCGAAUAAGUCUUUGAGGGAACUUCAUUUACAUGGAAAUUCUAUUGGAGAUGAAGGAGUCCGUGUUUUGAUGUCUGGAUUAUCUUCACAUAAAGGAAAACUUACACUUCUAGACAUUGGCAACAAUGAAAUUAGCUCCAGAGGUGCUUUUCACGUUGCUGAAUAUAUCAAGAAAGCCAAGAGUUUGCUAUGGUUGAAUCUUUACAUGAAUGACAUUGGAGAUGAGGGAGCGGAAAAAAUCGCAGAUGCUUUGAAGGAAAACCGCUCAAUAGCAACUAUAGACCUGGGGGGAAAUAACAUCCAUGCAAAGGGUGUGAGUAAAAUAGCUGGAGUAUUGAAAGACAAUACAGUCAUUACAACUUUGGAAUUAGGUUAUAAUCCCAUAGGGCCUGAAGGAGCAAAGGCUUUAUCUGAAGUUCUGAAGUUUCAUGGGAAGAUCAAAACCCUGAAGCUUGGUUGGUGUCAGAUUGGAGCAAAGGGUGCAGAGUUCAUUGCAGAUACUUUAAAGUAUAACACUACCAUUUCAACUCUGGACUUGCGGGCAAAUGGGCUUAGAGAUGAAGGUGCAGUCUGUCUAGCUCGCAGCAUGAAAGUUGUUAAUGAGGCUUUAGCUUCACUUGAUUUAGGGUUUAAUGAAAUAAGAGAUGAAGGGGCAUUUGCCAUUGCUCAAGCACUCAAGGCUAAUGAAGAUGUGGCAGUCACGUCUCUAAACCUUGCGAGCAACUUCCUCACAAAAUUUGGACAAAGUGCUCUGACAGAUGCAAGAGAUCAUGUAUAUGAAAUGAGUGAAAAGGAAGUCAACAUUUUUUUCUAGAUGACUUCACUCAAGAAGUAGAUAUUUUUGUGUUAAUAUAUUAGGACAAGACCAUACUUGGUUCAUCCUACUUGCGGCAAGGAUUGGUAAGAACUUCAUAUUCUUGGUUCAAAUUCCUGAGUUCAACCCACAUCCAUUGUUUAAAGAAAUGUUGGAAAUUUUGACGUUGAGGAAUUAUAGUUAGCUUCAUCACUUCCUUCGGCCUUUUAUUUUAUUUUUAAUUUUUUGUGCUUUUUCUGUUUUGUUUCAUGACCUAGAUAGAGAAUUUUAAAUUAGUACAGGCUUAAUUCUGUCAUAAUUUUGAUGAUAUAAUCAAGUGACAAUGGUCUUUACUAGUCAUGUUUGUGCAA
Messenger RNA from Vitis riparia (riverbank grape), 2335 nucleotides. Its product is annotated as NLR family CARD domain-containing protein 3. The transcript has 18 exons. Gene Ontology annotation, molecular function: small GTPase binding; GTPase activator activity. The coding region runs from base 150 to 1985 and encodes 611 amino acids. The record is from RefSeq and is a predicted model, not a curated record. NCBI's taxonomy places the organism in Eukaryota, Viridiplantae, Streptophyta, Magnoliopsida, Vitales, Vitaceae. Gene Ontology annotation, biological process: activation of GTPase activity; nucleocytoplasmic transport. Gene Ontology annotation, cellular component: perinuclear region of cytoplasm; nucleus; cytosol.